UUUUCCCUCCUUGUUGUAAACCGGUUUUCCCCCGUGAGUCCCUCCCCCCUUUCCAGAUACAACCGGAGUGAACCACUAGAGCCCGUUGGUGUGGAUAAACUGGUUAAAGUGGACUUUGUGAAAGGUUUCACCUCAGACGUUUCUCUCUUAGCUAAGAAUGCUAAUUGAAGCUAGCGUAGCUUGCUAGCUGGAAAUAGACGGAACUCAGCCACACAGAGCUCGUCGGUGGAGACUAAACUGCGUUUUUUCAUUGAAACAAAAUGUCUCCAUAAACCUCUCCGAGUGGACUCUGUGUCGGAAAACAUCCGGAUUGUCUCCUGGUGUCCUACGGAGCUAAUUAAGUUAGCAUGCUAGCAGGAAGUUUGUCUGGAUGGAAAGAUUCUGUGAUUAAGUAAAAAUGUCUAAAGCACAAAUACUGAGAUCUUUAGUCAACCAGCGACUCACUGCAGCUGCUGAAGAGAUAUUUGAGCUGUUUGAAAGAACGAUAGCAGAGCACGAGGAGGAACUUUCUCGUUCCAAAGAGGAGAACGAGCGACAACGGAAACUCCUGGACGCUGUUUUCAACCCUGAAGUCCGGAUUCAAAGAGCAGACGCUCAGCAGCUGUUGGUGGUUAAAGAAGAGGUUCCCCCUGAGCAGCAAGAGUGGAGCUCCAGUCUGGACCAGCGGGGCCCAGAGCCCUCACACAUUAAAGAGGAACAGGAGGAACUCUGGACCAGGAGGGAGGGAGAACAGCUUCAAGGUCUGGAGGAGGCUGAUAUCAAGUUCUCAUUCACUCCUGUGAAGAGUGAUGAUGGUGAUAAGGAGGACGUUCAGUCCUCACAGCUUCAUCAAAGACAAAUUGAGGAAAACAGAGAGGAAGAGCAUUUACAACCAGCUGCUGAUGGGACUUCACACUACUUUGAACCUGACACUGAUGACAGUGGAGAUUGGGAGGACACUCGGGAACCUCAGUCAGAUUUAAACCCUCAGAAAAACAAUGAAAUACCUGUAAGUGAAAUCAACUGUAAAACUGAAAACGCAUCAAUUGGCUCGUCUGAAUGUGCUGGAAGUUUUGGCAACAAGGGACAUCUGAAGAAACACACUGGAAUCCAAUCAGGAGUGAAACCAUUUCAAUGCUCAGUUUGUGGCAAAACAUUUGUAUUCGUUAGUACUCUUAACAGACACUUGACUGUCCACACAGGGGAGAAACCAUUUAGUUGUUCAGUUUGUGACAAAAAAUUCACGCGAGAGCAAAAUCUGAAACAACAUUUCACUGUCCAUACAGGGGAGAAACCAUUUAGUUGUUCAGUUUGUGGUAAAAGAUUCACUCAAAAGGGGGAUCUGGGAAGACACUUAACUCUCCACACAGGGGAGAAACCAUUUAGUUGUUCAUAUUGUGGUAAAACAUUUGCACAAAAGGGAAACCUGACAAAACACAUGACUGUCCACACAGGCGAGAAACAGUUCAGUUGUUCAGUUUGUGAUAAAAGAUUCACUCAAAAAGGGGCUCUCAGGAGACACAUGAUUGUCCACACAGGAGAGAAACCAUUUAGCUGUUCAGUUUGUAGUAGAGAAUUCACACUAGAGCAGAAUCUGAAACGACAUUUGAUUGUCCACACAGGGGAGAAACAAUUUAGUUGUUCAGUUUCUGGCAAAGAAAUCAUACUAAAUCCACAUCUGAGACAACAUUUGAUGGUCCGUACAGUGGAGAAAAAAUUCAUUUGUUCAAUUUGUGGUAAGAGAUUCACUCAAAAGGGGGAUCUGAGACGACACUUAUUUGUCCACACAGGAGAGAAACCAUUUAAUUGCUCAAAUUGUAGUAAAAAGUUCACACUAGAGCAAAAUCUGAAACGACAUUUGAUGGUCCACACAGGGGAGAAACCAUUUAGUUGUUCAUAUUGUGGUAAAAGAUUUGCACAAAAAGGAAACCUGACACAACACAUGACCGUCCACGCAGGUGAGUAGCCACUUAGUUGUACAGUUUGCGAUCAAAGAUUAUUUUGUCUCAAAAAUCACAGGUGUAUUGGUGAGGGUAUCAGAAAUAAAUGAGACACGGUUAAACACUUCAAAACUGGCUGAUAGACUGCAGAAUAAGUUUGUUCAGCUAAGAUGAAGCUACACAUUAAUUUAAUAACACAAUUGUGUUGGUAUUUGUCUCUGUAAUAUUUUGUCCUUUUUAAUGUGUCAUGUAUUUAUUAAUAAUUGUUUUAAAUUAUUUAUUAUUAAGUAUUUUAUUUCCCCUAUACAGCACUAAGGUUUGAGCUGAAUCAUCAUAGGUGAUGAAACUGAGGCAAAUAUUUAACCUUCUUUUUCUUGAGCAACAUUUUCUCUCCAGUUUAAAUUCAUUACUUCAUUGAUUUUGCUUUAAACUGUAAUUUUGUGCCAUAAUUGAAGUAUGACUUCAUUGAACAAAUGAAUUACAGCCAAGCUAGGCCUGUUUAUAGUAAGAAUCUGACACUUGCGUUAACCAACUUAAUAGUCUGUGUAUUACGUUAAUGUAGAAUGCUUGUUGGAAUAUUGUUUAGGCUAUUCACUGGUCUGGUGAAAAGGAACGGACGACUCUUCAUCCCAGGGACUGAAAUCAAGGGAACCGGGCGCUGAGGUCGAUGGGUCACUUGGAUGAAGUGCAACAUACAUUUUCAAAUUGCAUGACUUUACAUUUCUACUCCACUAUAUUUCAGAGAGAAAGAUUGUGCUAC
Anoplopoma fimbria (sablefish) is the source of this 2679-nucleotide messenger RNA. RefSeq names its product gastrula zinc finger protein XlCGF57.1-like. Gene Ontology annotation, biological process: regulation of DNA-templated transcription. The record is from RefSeq and is a predicted model, not a curated record. Gene Ontology annotation, molecular function: RNA polymerase II cis-regulatory region sequence-specific DNA binding; DNA-binding transcription factor activity, RNA polymerase II-specific. Bases 398 to 1945 code for a protein of 515 amino acids. NCBI's taxonomy places the organism in Eukaryota, Metazoa, Chordata, Actinopteri, Perciformes, Anoplopomatidae. The transcript has 2 exons.